UUGGUAUCUUGACAAAGGUUCGGCACAGAUCGCCGGAUUGAAGCUGCAAAAAUUAAAGCGGCAGAAUUGCUAGUCGCGACCUGUUGAAAAACCCAAAUAUUUAAUAUCGCUUCCAAAUAUAAAGCAGAUAUAUAACAGUCCUCGCAGUAUAUAUUAACAAUCAAUGUAGGUGUAAUAUACAUUUUAAAAUAAAAAACAAAGGAAAUAAAUAAAACCAUGCGGUAUCGAUAGUAAUGAAGUGAAAAUGGACAUUUAUUCGCGGAAAUCGUGUUGAUCUUUAUCUAAAUUUCAAACCCAUUAAUUAGUGAAAGGGGGUAUGAACGCGACCUGUUAUUAACGGUAUCAACGACUGCUGAAUGACCAAGGUGCAAGCUUAUCUGCAUGUUUUAUCAUUUUUCCUGGUUUACUUGUGAGUUUCACGAUGGCCAAGAUUCCUAUUUUAAUAGCGUUGCUGCCACAGCUACUUUGCACGCUACUAGAAGUAUCCGGACAACAAUCUCCAUGUUCUCAAUACUUCACGUACAUAACCGAUCCUGCAACGAACGAAAUGAUGGGUCAGAUCCAAAUCCCAAACCCGCCAAAAAACGUCGAACUUCAUUUGAAAGUGACGUUAAGCAUCGCCGUUGCGCUGUCCACGAACUACGUCGGUCAAUUAGAAUUAGCGCAAUCGAAAGAGGAAUCCGUUCGAAUAGUUCAACAGGGAAGGCCUUUGUUGUAUCACAUUCGUUUUCCUUUGCGUCAACCGAUUCCUUUACUGACCGGGAUAUGGUUUAAUGAUCAACAAUAUUGUUCAGGCCCUCGUGCAACAGGAUACAUCGUAACUUCCAUCAUGCUGGAGCACACUCUAUACCCACCAAAUGUUUUGCCACUUUCGCAGAGUUCGUAUCCUAAUGGUUCGCCGCAGCAGAAUCCGCCGCCACUCCCGCCAAUUUAUACGACAUCACGUCCAUCGAAUCAACCCGUCAUUAUUCAACAUCCGCCAAAUCAACCUGUUACCACACGACCGAAAAAGAAACCUACCACUUCACAUCCGACUACUGUCUCCCUCUCCGACGGAAUCCACAACAAUCCAUUCCUAAAUCCACCUGAUCAACAAAACAAUAACAACGAAUGCGGUAUCAGUACUCACACUAACAACAUUAAUCUGCUAAUCUCCAAGGGAAUGAAGACCUCACCCGGUCAAUGGCCGUGGCUGGUAGCGCUCUUCAUCGUCAAACUCAAGUUCGAGUUUCAAUGCGCCGGUUCUAUUCUGACCAACAAACAUGUUAUAACAGCGGCGCAUUGCUUCAAGCUAGACGCCCAGACCAAUAUUCCCCCCAGUGCGAUGUUGGUAUCCUUAGGGCGAUAUCAAUUGCGCAAUUGGCAUGAAGCGGGAUCCGUAAAUAUGGAGAUUGCAAGCUAUACACUCCAUCCCGACUACAUUCACCAAGAGUCCGGCGACUCUGAUCUGGCAAUUCUGACUCUGAGGACCCCCGUUGAGUUUAGCCCUACCAUCAAGCCAGUCUGUAUGUGGCACGGCUCGAGCGACCUCCAAAGCGCCGUCAAUAAGAUAGGAUAUGUCGUGGGAUGGGGCCGGAACGAGUUCGGCAAUCCUUAUGUCGCGGAACCACGAAUGGCGAAGGUGCCAAUAGUAAGUCAGGAGGUAUGUCUUUGGAGCGAUUCGCGUUUCGUCAACUUUACCUCGAAUCGUACCUUUUGCGCUGGUUCGCGAGACGGCAGUGGUCCUUGCAACGGUGAUAGCGGAAGCGGACUGGUGCUUCACGAUGCGACCACAGGUCGUUAUCAGCUACGCGGCAUUGUUUCACGAUCGUUGUAUGAUCGCGUCGAGAUGACCUGCGAUCUCACGCAGUAUGUUGUCUUUGUCGAUGUAGCCAAAUAUUCGUUCUGGAUUCAACAACAGAUCUCUGCUACUUAAUAUGCUCCCGUAGUCUUAUUAUAGAUAUAAAAAAUGUGCUAGUCGACAAGCUUUUUUAUAUAAGUUUAUAUAAAGCUAGAAAAAAGAUAACGUAAGGAUUAGUAUAAUUUGAUAAUCUAAAAUAUUUGUUUUAUACAUUAUUUUAUAUUAAUUCUUGUGAAUGCGUGUCGUAUUCAUGAUAUUAAAACAAUACACACACACACACACACACACACACACACACACACACACACACACACACACACACACACGUGUGUGUGUGUGUGUGUGUGUGUGUGUGU
This is a messenger RNA of Cataglyphis hispanica, 2196 nucleotides long. Its product is annotated as serine protease gd-like. The transcript is spliced from 7 exons. Gene Ontology annotation, molecular function: serine-type endopeptidase activity. Gene Ontology annotation, biological process: proteolysis. The coding region runs from base 422 to 1915 and encodes 497 amino acids. The record is from RefSeq and is a predicted model, not a curated record. Lineage: Eukaryota; Metazoa; Arthropoda; Insecta; Hymenoptera; Formicidae.